Eurytemora carolleeae is the source of this 1265-nucleotide messenger RNA. RefSeq lists its product as uncharacterized. The coding region runs from base 25 to 798 and encodes 257 amino acids. Lineage: Eukaryota; Metazoa; Arthropoda; Copepoda; Calanoida; Temoridae. The transcript has 11 exons. The record is from RefSeq and is a predicted model, not a curated record. Gene Ontology annotation, cellular component: membrane.
GAUAAAAAUAUAUUUUCAGAGAAAAUGGAGGGAAAAGUGUGCGUCAUAACAGGUGCAAGCAGAGGAGCUGGCAAAGGAAUCGCGGAGGUACUGGCCCGGAACGGUGCGUACUGUGUGGUGGUAGCGAGGAGUGCGGGUCAGCUUGAGCAGCUUCUAAACUCUAUCCUGGAGAACGGAGGGAAGGGGAUGUGCGCCCCUUGUAAUAUUGCAGAUAGGGCUAGUGUGCAAGCCAUGGUAAAAAAAGUUGUUGACGAGGUUGGAGUUCCUGAUUUCCUUAUCAACAAUGCUGGAGUCUGGGCCUUCCAGGACUUCUGUGACAAAGAGUAUGAUAGCUGGGAUUUGAUGAUUGAUGUCAAUGUUAAGGGACACCUUCACCUUAUGGGAGAGUUUGUUCCCUUGAUGAAAGAAAGGGGAAAAGGACAUAUUAUUAACGUAACUAGUGAUAGUGAGAGAGUUCCCUUUGCUGGGGUUUCAGUCUACACAGGAACCAAGUUCUUUAUGAGAGGAACUUGUGAGGCCCUCAGGAUGGAGUUAAGGGGAACAGGAGUCAGAAUCACGAAUAUUCUACCAGGCUUCAUUUGGACAGAUGGACUAGAGAAGACCUUGAACAAUGAGAAGGAGAGAGCCAUGAUGGAAAAGUUUGGAUUUGGAGAUCCUGACAAUUAUAUCAAAAAUAAGGAUCUAAUGCUUCAGCCCUCAGAUAUCGGAGAUUGUGUUCUAAGCGUGGCAAGAGCACCGGAGAAUUAUCAUAUCGACGAUAUUCGUCUCAUGGAUAAAUUACAGAAUACAGUGUUCUAAAUACAGAAUACAGUGUUCUAAAUACAGACUACAGUGUUCUAAAUACAGAAUACAGUGUUCUAAAUAUAGAAUAUAGUGUUCUAAAUAUAGAAUAUAGUGUUCUAAAUAUAGAAUACAGUGUUUUAAAUAUAGAAUACAGUGUUCUAAAUAUAGAAUACAGUGUUCUAAAUACAGACUACAGUGUUCUUAAUACAGAAUAAAGUGUUCGUAAUAUAGAAUACAGAGUUCUAAAUACAGAAUACAGUGUUUUAAAUAUAGAAUACAGUGUUCUAAAUACAGAAUACAGUGUUCUAAAUACAGAAUACAGUGUUAUAAAUACAGAAUACACUGUUCUAAAUACAGAAUAAAGUGUUCGUAAUAUAGAAUGCAGAGUUCUAAAUAUAGCAUACAGUGUUUUAAAUAUAGAAUACAGUGUUCUAAAUACAGAAUACAGAGUUUUAAAUAUAGAAUACAGUGUUCUAAAUAUA